Scophthalmus maximus (turbot) is the source of this 725-nucleotide messenger RNA. RefSeq names its product ring-box 1, E3 ubiquitin protein ligase (gene rbx1). Lineage: Eukaryota; Metazoa; Chordata; Actinopteri; Pleuronectiformes; Scophthalmidae. Bases 257 to 586 code for a protein of 109 amino acids. The transcript is spliced from 5 exons. Gene Ontology annotation, biological process: ubiquitin-dependent protein catabolic process; protein ubiquitination. Gene Ontology annotation, molecular function: ubiquitin protein ligase activity; zinc ion binding; cullin family protein binding. The record is from RefSeq and is a predicted model, not a curated record. Gene Ontology annotation, cellular component: cullin-RING ubiquitin ligase complex; nucleus.
UGAAUCAAUGAUACAACAACGGAAAGGCGUCUCUUCCGUGAUGUGAUGGUCAGUAGUUGGACUGGGUGACUGCCUUUGAUCUCUUCAUCUCGAACUCAACCGGCCCCGGAGCAGGUCAGCCGCUCAGUCCGCCACAAGCGACCGUGGUGAUUUGCCGCUGUUUCGUCAGUACAGGCCUCAGAUAACAGGAUCACCGGUGAAACCGGAACACCGGAAGUCCCGGGCCACUUGUACGUCGCACCGAACUUCGUCGCUCAUGAUGGCUGCAGCUAUGGACGUGGACACACCGAGCGGCACGAACAGUGGAGCUAGCAAGAAGCGGUUCGAAGUGAAGAAGUGGAAUGCCGUGGCGCUGUGGGCCUGGGACAUUGUGGUGGAUAACUGCGCCAUCUGUCGGAACCACAUCAUGGAUCUCUGUAUAGAGUGUCAGGCCAACCAAGCCUCUGCGACCUCUGAGGAGUGCACUGUAGCCUGGGGUGUCUGCAAUCAUGCCUUCCAUUUCCACUGUAUUUCCCGCUGGCUGAAGACCAGACAGGUGUGCCCUCUGGACAACAGAGAGUGGGAGUUUCAGAAAUAUGGACACUAGCUGUAUUAUUGUUAAAGCCUUCAUUUGCUUCGACAUGCGUCACCAUCACUUCUUCUCCGAUCCCUACCACAAUUUUUAGCCCAUGUCUUUGUUUUGGUAUGUUGUAAGUACACAAAUAAACGUGAAUAUUGUCACAAUA